CAAAAUGUCGGUUGAAGUGGAUUAUGAUUGCAUAGUGAUCGGGGCUGGAGUCCAGGGCUCCUUCACGGCCUAUCAGCUUGCAAAAAAGAACAAGAAGACUGUUCUGCUGGAGCAGUUUGUCCUGCCCCACAGUCGUGGGAGCUCCCAUGGCCAGACCCGAAUCAUCCGCAAGGCCUACGAACAGGACUUCUACACCCACAUGAUGGAGGAGUGCUACGAGCUGUGGGCCCAGCUGGAGAGGGAGGCAGGUGUCAAACUGUACAGACAGACAGGACUCCUGGUGAUGGGACCCGAGUACAGUCAGAGUUACCAGCUGUUUAAGAACACCCUGCAGAGAAACAAGGUUCCUACAGUGAUUCUCAACCGUGACAACUUCAGGCAGCACAUCCCCCAUGUCAACCUGGCGGAGGGAGAUGGAGCGCUGGUGGACAUAACUGCUGGAGUUCUGUAUGCUGACCGUGCACUCAAGACUGUACAGGGGCAGUUUCAGAAGUUGGGGGGGGUCAUAAGAGACACAGAGAAGGUAACAGACAUCACGCCUGGCCCUGUUGUGACAGUGUCGACCUCUGCUGGUGUUUAUCGAGCCAAGAGUGUGGUGAUCACCGCUGGACCCUGGGCUAAUAGACUGCUGGCCCACACUGGCUUACAGUUGCCACUAGAGGUGGUGAAGAUCAACGUGUGCUACUGGAAAGAGAAGGUUCCUGGAUCUUAUGACGUGAAGCAGCGCUUUCCCUGCUUCCUGCAGACGGAGGGCGAGGAGGCUAAGGAGCACAUCUACGGCCUCCCGUCCAACGAGUACCCCGGCCUGGUUAAGAUAUGCUAUCAUAUGGGCAGUGAGACAGACCCAGACCAGCGAGACAAGCAGACAGACAGGUCUGAUAUUGACAUCCUCCAGCGCUUCAUCGCCCGCUCCUUUCCUGGCCUGCUCCCUGAACCUGCUGUGGUGGAGAGCUGCAUGUACACGCUAACGCCUGACCGUCACUUUGUGCUGGACUGCCACCCCGACUACAGCAACAUUGUGUUUGGAGCAGGAUUCUCAGGUCACGGCUUCAAGUUUGGACCAAUCAUUGGCAAGCUCCUGUGUGAACUCAGCCUGGGAGAAGUGUCCUCCUAUGACCUGUCACCUUUCCGAAUCAGACGCUUCCAGACAAAGACCAAAUCAGCUUUAUAGAGCUCUAGUUUAUAGAGCUAGAGAACCUUAUAGGAACAGCAUCAACAGAUCAAGUCUUAUCUAACUGUAACUGUAGUAUGAUUUGGUAAUGGUAAUUUUGCCUUUUAUUGUUAACACACAAUAACGCAUGUUUUGUCUGCUGCUUUAUGUGAUGUUGUCAGUAUGUGUUUCCACCUCCCCGUGGUGUAAUCAGAUGUGUAGCAUUACGAGGGUCAGUGUGCUCACAUGCAGUUAAGCUGCAGUCUGCAGGAAUCAGAUUUUUUAAAGGAAUAGUUCAAUAUUGAAUAUGAAGCUACAUCCAGGGGGUGAUUAGCUUAGCUUAGCUUAGCAUAUACUGGAAGCACGAGGAGACAGCUACAAUAGACUGGCUCUGUCCAAAUUCUGAUCUGUCUGAUUUCUUGGCCAAAUAUACACUU
Messenger RNA from Cottoperca gobio, 1587 nucleotides. RefSeq names its product pipecolic acid oxidase (gene pipox). The record is from RefSeq and is a predicted model, not a curated record. The transcript has 8 exons. Gene Ontology annotation, molecular function: flavin adenine dinucleotide binding; L-pipecolate oxidase activity; sarcosine oxidase activity. Gene Ontology annotation, cellular component: peroxisome. NCBI's taxonomy places the organism in Eukaryota, Metazoa, Chordata, Actinopteri, Perciformes, Bovichtidae. Bases 5 to 1171 code for a protein of 388 amino acids.